CUAAUUCAAUCAAAUUCAAUGGAUUUUCAAAUUUUGUUUUGUUUUUUUCUAUUGUUUCCAUUUUCUUCGUUGAUGGUCAUAAAGACGAUAAAACCUGGUUCUGAUGAGAAUAAAUUUCGAAUUUUCAGUGUGGAUUAUGCGGCCAUUACACCGGAUUUUUUCAAGCCUCUUAGAAUUGCACAUGUAGUUGGCUCGGCCCUUGUGGAAGAGGAUGUGGUGAUUCGCACUUUUCCAAGUGAAGCAAGUUUGUAUCAUGAAAACACCGAAUUAACCAAAAAUGUGAGUAUGGAACUGGAAAAAUGUUGUGGUUCAUCGAAAUCUUCAUUUGAUAAGACAGACGUCGUCAUGUUGACAUUAAUAGAGAAAGACUUGGAUAAUGUUACAUCAAACAUUAUUAAAUCUAUCAGAGUUGAUCCUCUUUCAGUUGAUUUUUACCCUCGCAAACUGACCUUGGAACAAGCCAAGAUACUUGUUGCAUACCAACGAUUCGGCGAAAACGGUUUGUGUAAAUCUGUCUGUAAUGACCUAAAAAGAGGUUUCGAAGUAGAAUCUAAAGAUUACGAUUUGUUUGAACAACGUUGUCCUAAAAUUAGUUGUCCAGCUUUUCUGGAGGAAAUGGAUUAUUCGAAAUUAAUGGCAGAAACGGAAAAAUUCAUCAGAACCAUGAAAUAUCUCCUUUUAUUUGGCAUUCCAUUGACUACAGAGUUUGUGAUGUCAGGACAAUGGACAGUUCUUGAAAUUGAUCAAAAAACUCUUUCAUUGUUCCCAAAAUUAACUGAAAACCAUCACUUCAUUGUAACUUUCAUUGAUAACAAGAAAAAACAGGCUAAAGCUCGAAGAAUUGAUGAAUGCAGAAUUAUUCUGAAUUAAAUUUUAUACUCAAAAAUUUCCGCUCAACUCUUUUUAUUACAAUCAUAAAAAUUAACUUCACUAAGCUUGCAUCGAUAUAAGCUUUGUGUGAUUAUGUGAUGAUCAUCAUCUUUUGGAUGCAGGCUCAUCUACUUUUGUGAUAGGAUUUGCAUUAAAUAUAAGGAUCUCUAAGAAAUACUGGGAAUGAAUGUAAUUGUGAAAACAACGUUUUUAACAAGGAUUUUAAAAUGAAUCAAAUUAGAAAAUAAAAGAUUGAACUUUUCUGAUUAAUUAAAUACCAAAUGUAGAUUUAAUUUCGUGAACCAAACAUGCUAAGGUCGAAAGCGAUGCGUCACUCUAUGAGUAAAAAGUGAAAUACUCAGAGCUAAUGUUUCCUUUAUUUUAAAUGGUUUCGUAAAAUGGCCUCGGAUUUGCUAGAAAAGACAGAAGCUGUCUCCAUUUGU
This is a messenger RNA of Tetranychus urticae (two-spotted spider mite), 1313 nucleotides long. The record is from RefSeq and is a predicted model, not a curated record. Lineage: Eukaryota; Metazoa; Arthropoda; Arachnida; Trombidiformes; Tetranychidae.